GUUGCCUUGGUGCACGGAAGGCCUCAGUGUCAGAGCAGCUCUUGGGCUUGCUCAGUGCAGGAGCAUCCUCCUGCUUGAGGCGUUUGUCAGUGGGCAGCUGCACACUGACAGGAGCCUUGUUCUUCUUGAGUUGGAGCAGUGUCUGCAAACUGGCACAGCAGUGCUCCAGUGAUGGAGCCACUCGCUGCUGCAGUUUGCACUGUUUACGGCUUUUUUUAUUCCGGCUAUUACCUGACAAACCUGGCAUGUCACCUGAGGCGUGUGUUCAGAGGUGCCGAUCCUGAGAGCCCAGAACCAACAGUAGACUCUUCUCUGGCUCCCUCUGCUCCUGGAGAAGAGGCCAAAGAGGAGCAAAAUGACCGCGAGCCUCCAGCAGUGGUCACACCCCAGCCUGAACAUUCAGAGACUGUUGUUCUGGAUAAAGAGCAGGAGCAGAUUGAUUUGUCAGAGAUGCCAUGCCAGACUGAGGGAGAGCUGUUGCCAGCCCGAGAGCAGGAAGAGCAGCUUGGGCAGCAGGUGGAAGAGCCACUGGAGAAUGGCCAGAACAUCAAGGCAGAGCCACAAGCAGAGCUGCCUGAAGCUCAGAGUGCCAUUGUGGCAGUGAAGAGGAGGCACCAGGAAGACAUGAGGAACAUUCAAGAGGAGAUGACACUCUAUCGGCAGAGAAGAGAUCUACAAAACAAGGUGAGUGAUAGAGUGGCAGCCAUUCCACUUAUCAAGCUGUCUCUCUCAUGUGUUUUAGAGGACAGCAAGGAAAAUCUCCAGGCAGAGAUGCAGGAUAUUCGGGCUAGGAUCAAGGAAAGGGAGAAGAGGCUGGAGGAAGAAAUGAAGAUGGUUGAAGAGGAAAUCAAUCACCUGAUUCAGGAGAAGAAUUUUCUACAUAAACAAGUUGGAGUGUUGACAUCUCACCUGGCAGCCUGGGAAGGCUUCCAGCAAAUGACUGGUGAUGAAGAGCCCCAAGGUUGGCGUGAGGCACAGCAACUGUCCCAAGCAGAGAUGCUGAAGGUUGAGCGUGUCUCCAAGAUG
This is a messenger RNA of Cyanistes caeruleus (blue tit), 1026 nucleotides long. NCBI's taxonomy places the organism in Eukaryota, Metazoa, Chordata, Aves, Passeriformes, Paridae. The record is from RefSeq and is a predicted model, not a curated record.